Molecule: messenger RNA, 2447 nt
Organism: Hypoxylon fragiforme
Lineage: Eukaryota; Fungi; Ascomycota; Sordariomycetes; Xylariales; Hypoxylaceae
Product: SRP54-domain-containing protein
Exons: 3
Coding region: 227-2224 (665 amino acids)
Biological process (GO): SRP-dependent cotranslational protein targeting to membrane
Cellular component (GO): signal recognition particle receptor complex; endoplasmic reticulum membrane
Molecular function (GO): GTPase activity; signal recognition particle binding; GTP binding
Source: RefSeq, a predicted model, not a curated record
CCUUGUCGCAUCGAUUGAAUGGUAACGUACAUGUGUACAUUACAUACAUUACAUACAUUACAUAUGUGUACAGUACAUUCAAUAUUCCUGUUAGGCUGCUAACUUCAAAUGUUAUAACUUCAACCUAUAGAUACUGAAAUGUUCAUGAAUUUAUCCAUAACAUAACCUUUUCUCUUCACUACAACUCCACCAAAUUGCUUCGCCGGUCCUCUCAAAUCAAGUCAAGAUGUUGGAUACUUUCGAGAUCCUCACCACUUCUGGUGUCGUUCUCUGGUCACGAACAUAUGCCCCAGUUAAUCCAUCCGUCAUAAAUAACUUCAUCUCCGAUGUCUUCAUCGAGGAAAAGGGCGCUGUCGCUGGCGCAAAGGACACCCAACCUACCUCCAGUAAUCCACCCUACAAGGCAGAUCAACACACCUUGAAGUGGACCUUCGUGAAAGAGCUCGGCGUUAUCUUUGUUGCUGUCUAUCGAUCUCUACUACACCUUUCCUGGAUUGAUAAACUAGUCGACAAUAUGAAGACAAUAUUUAUCGAUUUAUACGGCGACCAGCUCAAAAAGCCCAAUACCACAAUCGUAGAGUGUCGCAAAUUCGACGAGUACUUUGACCAACAAUACCGAGAACUCGAAGCGAGCGGUACGAACAAUGCGUCACGACCCACUAACCCAUCCUCCCUCCUGGAAGAGGAUAGCGUCACAGGACAUACUAGACAUGAACCGCCACCUGCGCCGGGUUUGGUGCAUAAGGGUAGAACGCAGAAUGGCUCGCGGGAUCCUCUAUCAGCCACCGAAUCAACCCAUGUCGGAACCCCAAAUACCUCUCGGCCCUCAACUCCUGCAGAGAAUCACCUGCUUGUAGGAAAAGGGGGCCCAAUAGCCAAGAUGUCGAGGAGAGCUAGAAAAAUCAAGCACAACAACUCUGCCCCCGUCUCAUCGGGAGAUGAGGGCUCGGUCAGGAAAGGCAAGAAAGCGCCCAAGAAAGGCCGCAAAUGGGAUGCUGAUGGCUUUGCCGACGAAGAGGAUGAUAGUUUACAACUGGAUUACUCAGCAGCUCAUAAUCCUUUAACAAGCGAUAGUGAGGUGGAAGCAACUGCUAGAUCAACAGCGGUUGAAGGGGUAGACUCGUCUACAUGGGGAACCACAACUUCCAAGGGACAAUUUGUAUUGAAGGACUUGGAUGACGAGGUUCACUCUAUUUUGAAAUCCGCUGAGACGAAGAAUACAACCUCAAAGACGACGAAAGGUGGCCUUGUUGGAACUGGGUUGAACACGCUCGGUAACCUCUUCCGUAACGUAGUGGGUGGUAAGACUUUGACGAAGGAAGAUCUUGACAAAGCUAUGAAGGGUAUGGAGGACCAUUUACUGCGAAAGAAUGUGGCCCGCGAAGCAGCUCUACGACUUUGUGAGGGUGUUGAGAACGAACUUCUCGGGGUGAAAACAGGCAGCUUUGAGAGCAUUGAUGCGCGCAUUGCUAAGGCUAUGGAGGCAUCCCUCACUAAGAUGCUAACACCUACUUCGUCACUGGAUCUUUUGCGCGAGAUCGACGCUGUCACAAAACCAUCUAUGACCUCAAUGCGCAAGCCAAGGCCCUACGUCAUCUCCAUCGUUGGAGUCAAUGGCGUUGGCAAGUCAACGAAUUUGUCCAAGAUUUGCUACUUUCUCCUUCAGAACAAAUAUAAAGUGCUUAUUGCGGCAGGGGAUACGUUCCGAUCGGGAGCUGUGGAGCAGUUAAAAGUCCACGUGCGAAAUCUGAAGGAGCUGACCGAGCGUGAGGGUGGCAAAGUAGAGAUUUUCGAAAAGGGGUACGGAGGUGACGCAGCAACAGUCGCAAAAGAUGCCGUACGAGAGGCCGCAAACGAAGGUUUCGAUGUCGUACUCAUCGAUACCGCAGGACGACGACACAAUGACCAGCGAUUGAUGUCUUCCCUGGAGAAAUUUGCCAAAUUUGCCCAGCCUGAUAAAAUUUUAAUGGUUGGCGAGGCGCUCGUGGGAACGGAUUCAGUGGCUCAGGCCAGAAACUUCAACUCAUCCUUCGGCCCAGGCCGAACCUUGGACGGAUUCAUCAUCUCUAAAUGCGAUACAGUUGGUGAUAUGGUGGGAACUCUGGUUAGCAUUGUACAUGCUACAAACGUACCAGUCAUAUUUGUUGGUGUUGGACAACACUACUCCGAUAUCAGAAACUUCUCCGUUAAAUGGGCGGUGGAGAAGUUAUUGAGCAACAGUUGAUUUAUCCAUAGAAUAAUAUCCAAGGACCUUGUUACCGUUCACCUGCACAAUCCUAUUGGCUACACGGUUUCUUAUUUUCUUGUCUAAUAUUGCAUCACCAUCUUCCGACUCAGGGGUAAGGGAUGAGUUCUACCUAGGCGCCUAGUUACUAACGAACCGCAGACCCUUUUGUUUCUAGUUCGUCAAAACACAGGGGUAGUAGGUAGUAAUGAAUACUCCUUCA